This is a messenger RNA of Ipomoea triloba (trilobed morning glory), 2558 nucleotides long. Its product is annotated as subtilisin-like protease SBT1.8. The transcript has 2 exons. The coding region runs from base 84 to 2369 and encodes 761 amino acids. NCBI's taxonomy places the organism in Eukaryota, Viridiplantae, Streptophyta, Magnoliopsida, Solanales, Convolvulaceae. Gene Ontology annotation, biological process: proteolysis. The record is from RefSeq and is a predicted model, not a curated record. Gene Ontology annotation, molecular function: serine-type endopeptidase activity.
AUGUACCCGACCCACUUUCCUCUGCUACUAUUGUUAUAAAUCAAACGUUUAUACGCUCUUCAGGAGCUCUAAUUUCAUCUGCAAUGGCUUCUCUUCUAUCAUUCUUCUCCGCCAUUGCCGUUUCCCUUCUUUUCCUUCAACAAUGUCUUGCUUCCAAGCAAACAUACAUCGUACACAUGAAGCAUCACGCGAAACCUUCUUCGUUUUUAACUCACCAAGAGUGGUACGCCGCCAAUCUUCAAUCUCUUUCUUCUUCUUCUUCGUCUGAUUCGCUUCUGUACACCUAUGACACCGCCUAUCAUGGCUUCGCCGCCGUGCUGGAGCCGCAAGAGGCGGAGCUGCUCCGGAAGUCCGAUGAUGUUGUUGGAGUUUAUGAGGAUACGGUGUAUAGUUUGCAUACGACUAGAACGCCGGAGUUUCUAGGGUUGGAUGUUGAUCUAGGGCUUUGGGCUGGGCAUGGGCCUCAGGAGCUUAAUCAGGCUACUCAGGACGUUGUGAUCGGCGUUUUGGAUACCGGAAUUUGGCCGGAGUCGAAGAGCUUUGACGACGCCGGAAUGCCGGAGAUUCCGGCGAGGUGGAAGGGGGAGUGUGAGUCGGGUCCGGAUUUUGAUCCGAAAGUGCAUUGUAAUAAGAAGCUUAUCGGUGCUCGAUUCUACGCUAAAGGAUAUCACAUGGCUUCCGGUAUGGUCCGGUUUAAGGAACCGGAAUCGGCACGUGACCAGGACGGCCACGGCACGCACACCGCCAGCACCGCCGCGGGUGCUCCGGUGGCGAACGCUAGCCUCUUUGGUUACGCGCGUGGGGUGGCGCGUGGGAUGGCUACUCACGCGCGUGUCGCCGCUUACAAGGUGUGCUGGAAGGCCGGCUGUUUCGGAUCUGAUAUUCUCGCCGCCAUGGAUCAAGCUAUCCUCGACGGCGUCGACGUGCUUUCGUUGUCGUUAGGCGGCGGCUCCGCGCCGUACUACCGCGAUACGAUCGCGAUCGGGGCGUUUUCGGCGACGCAAAAGGGAAUCUUCGUCUCAUGCUCAGCCGGAAACAGCGGACCGGCGAAAUCUUCGCUUGCGAAUACCGCGCCGUGGAUCAUGACAGUCGGCGCCGGUACAAUAGACAGAGAUUUCCCCGCCUACGCCAUAAUCGGCGACGGGAGAAAAUUCACCGGAGUUUCACUGUACAGCGGAAAAGGAAUGGGGAAAAUGCAAACCGGUCUGGUUUACAACGCCGGAAAUAACGGUUCAGGCAAUUUGUGCUUACCCGGUUCGAUUGAUCCGAAAUUGGUGAAAGGAAAAGUGGUUGUGUGCGAUAGAGGCACAAAUCCUAGGGUUGAGAAGGGGCUGGUGGUCCGGCGAGCCGGCGGAGUGGGGAUGAUACUGGCGAACACGGAGGAGAGCGGCGAGGAGCUGGUGGCGGACAGCCACUUGCUGCCAGCGGUGGCCGUCGGGCGGAAAAUGGGGGAUUUGAUAAGACAAUACAUUAAGACGGCGAGGAAUCCCACGGCGGUGCUCAGCUUUGGAGGGACGGUGUUGAACGUGAAACCUUCACCGGUGGUGGCGUCGUUCAGCUCCAGAGGGCCCAAUAUGGUUACUCCUCAGAUACUGAAGCCCGAUAUAAUUGGGCCCGGUGUAAAUAUCUUGGCAUCGUGGUCUCUCGCAGUUGGGCCUACUGGGCUUGAAGAGGAUACUAGGAAGACUCCUUUCAAUAUUAUGUCUGGUACAUCAAUGUCUUGCCCACAUAUUAGUGGGGUAGCGGCGUUACUAAAAGCGGCACAUCCCGAGUGGAGCCCGGCGGCGAUCAAAUCAGCGCUCAUGACGACGGCCUACGCCCGAGACAAUACCAACUCUCCUCUCCGGCAGGCAGAAGAUUAUGCGGUUUCAACCCCGUGGGCGUACGGGUCGGGCCAUGUCGACCCGCACAAGGCCCUCUCUCCGGGCCUCGUCUACGACAUCCGCCUUUCCCAAUACAUCAGAUUCCUCUGUUCCCUAGACUACGCCGCCGAGCACAUUCAGGCCGUCGUCAAGCGCCCCAACAUCACCUGCGACAAGAAAUUCGCCGACCCCGGCCAGCUCAACUACCCUUCGUUCUCAGUACUCUUCGGAAAAUCAAGAGUUGUUCGGUACACCCGGAUACUGACCAACGUCGGAGCUCCGAAAACCUCCUACGAAGUCGCCGUUGAAGCGCCGUCGUCGGUGACGGUAACCGUGAAGCCGGCGAAGCUUUUCUUUAAGAAUGUCGGAGACAGGUUGAGGUACACAGUUACGUUUGUGUCGAAGAAGGGCGUGACGGGUAAGGACGCGUUUGGUUCCAUUUCUUGGAACAGUGCCCAGAACCAAGUUAGGAGCCCGGUCGCUUUCUCCUGGCCGGAGCUCUUUUAACUUUUAGCCGUCCGAUCACUGUUGAGAAUUCCGGUAAUCAGAAAGGGUAAAAGAGGGAUGAAUUUUAUUGGGAUUAUUUACAUUCUGCUAGAAAUUAAAGCUAAUGUAUUAUUAGAAUCGUUUUAAUUCUGUAUCUUCAUUUUCCGAUGAUCAGAAGAUCAAAUUGAUUCUAUUUGCUUGUUAAUAACA